Magallana angulata is the source of this 2997-nucleotide messenger RNA. RefSeq names its product sphingomyelin synthase-related protein 1-like. Gene Ontology annotation, biological process: ceramide biosynthetic process. The transcript has 5 exons. Lineage: Eukaryota; Metazoa; Mollusca; Bivalvia; Ostreida; Ostreidae. Gene Ontology annotation, molecular function: sphingomyelin synthase activity; protein binding; ceramide cholinephosphotransferase activity. The record is from RefSeq and is a predicted model, not a curated record. Gene Ontology annotation, cellular component: Golgi membrane; endoplasmic reticulum membrane. Bases 175 to 1395 code for a protein of 406 amino acids.
AUCUUCUCAACUUCCUGUUUGAUUUGGAUGCAAUGUGACUGACCGAAGGCUUCGGCGAAGCUACGUGGUUAACUUUUAAGUAUUAUGUACAAAGUCCAACUUUGUGGCAAAUAAACAUGACGUUAAGCUCCCUGUCGUCUAUUAUAUCAUAACUGCUUUGCACAACCACCGACAAUGGCGAGUUCAACGAGGUCCAAAAUGAAAACAGCAAGUGUGAAGAAUUGGAACUGCCAGAAAGUCAAAGAAUGGAUAAAAAAUAAAGGAUUUCCACAAUAUGCGGAAACUUUCUGCGAUACCCACAAAAUAGACGGGCAGGUUCUGUUGUCUAUGACAGAGAAAGAUCUGAAACAACCCCCACUGCAACUCUCUGUUCUAGGGGACAUAAAAAAGUUAAUGUUUCAUAUUACAGCCCUACGCAGUGAAGUUUUGGGUUCUGAGAGUAACGAACUGGGCAGCACCGAAAACUCAUCCGAGGAUGAGCUAUUUACUGGGACACAGGACUUCAUUACCCGUAAAGUGAAAAUACACCAUUCUCAUCAUCUAGACCCUGAGAUCUGGAAAACUGUUCUGAGUUUUAUAUAUGUGUUUACUGUCUUUCUGAUCACUGCCUUCAUCAUGGUCAUAGUCCACGAGCGUGUGCCCGAUGUAGAGAAGUACCCCCCACUGCCCGACAUUUUCCUGGACAAUGUGCCAUUCAUACCCUGGGCCUUUCACGCUGCCGAGUUGAUUGGAAUGGGUAUGGGUGCAGUAUGGAUAACUACCCUUUUCUUCCAUAAGCAUAGAUUCAUCUUGAUGAGGAGAAUGUUUUCGUUGCUGGGAACCCUUUUUCUUCUGCGCAGUGUGUGCAUGCUGAUCACCUCUCUCUCAGUGCCAAGUGAACAUCUAGCUUGUGAGAAGAAGUCAUAUGGAGACAUUUGGGCCAAGCUAAAGCGAGCCUUUGAGAUCUGGUCGGGUCUGGGAAUGACCACGACUGGGGUGAGGACCUGUGGGGACUACAUGUUUAGUGGGCACACCGUCAUCCUCACCAUGCUCAACUUCUUUAUUACUGAGUACACUCCACGCAAACUGUACUACCUUCACACCUGUAGCUGGAUGGCUAACAUGUUUGGGGUGUUUCUAAUCCUAGCCGCACACGAACAUUACUCCAUCGAUGUUUUCGUUGCUUUUUACCUCACCUCACGACUGUUCUUGUAUUAUCACACGCUGGCCAACAAUCGAUCGUUGAUGGAUCGUGACAAAGGGCGCAGGCGCUUCUGGUUCCCCAUGUUCUCUUUCUUUGAAUCUAAAUGUGAUGGGGUGGUCCCAAAUGAGUUUGAAUGGCCAGUGCCAAGAAUGAUUGAGGGCAUUAAGAACUCAUUUGGGUAUGCUACGCCUCUUAAGCCUAAAACAAAUUGAGCUCAGGGAUUUGUGCUCCUUGUUUUCGUAUACAUGCUUUUUUUAAAAUGGGGAAUAUACAAUCAUGUUAAUCUUUUGAAUCAAUUUAUUUUAACAGAGGUUAAAAUUCUAUAUUACUUGUAAUAAUAUCAUUGUAAAUGUUUUGAUGUAUGUAUAUUUUGGUUUGAUUUAGGGCAAUAUGAGCUGCAAUUUUCAUAUUGAAGAUUCCAAAUAUAAGAAAUAUAAUUUACCAUACUACUGUAGCCAAAUUUGUCAUUAGAUCUAAAUCUACAAAACUUGGUUUGCUAUUUAUUCCAUGGGUCAGAAAUUUCCCCUUUCUGGUUAAAAAAUUUGAUUUAUCACUUCUGAAGGAAUUACUGGCAAGUUAAAAAUAUAGUCAUUAAAUGUAUACAUGUACAUGUACCAUAUUUUGCUGCAAAAUUAUUUUUUUUUAAAUUACAGCUCAUAUUGCUAUAUUGUUUAUUUCAGUUUUACAAAUUUACAAAAUAUUUUCACUUUAGACAAUAUUAUCAUAGCUAGAGGAAAAUCACUGAUGUGAAACCUAGCUAGAUUUACAUUUAUUACAGUUUGAUAUUACUUACCAGUAUAUGUUUGCUAACCUGAACAUAAAAUCAGUCCUCAUACAUGUAUGUGAUAAUUUUCUAGCCAUAAACCUGCUUUUUAUUUAAAAAAAAGAGAAAGGUGAUAUUAAAUAAGUGUUUAUUGAAUAUAAUGCAAGUAAUUUUUGUAAAGGUAGUGCUAAAUUUGCAUUUGAAUAUUGUAGAUGUAAUUGAGAAUUACAUUUAUACAUCUUAAUGAAAUAGUGAGGAACAGCCUUUCUUUUAUAAAAUAGGAGAGGAGUGCAUUGUCUCCCUUUGCUUCUAUCCACACUGUAGAGUCAUUUGAAUUGUGGGGGACAAUUUUCAUGGGUUAUUAGUUUUUCAAAAAGUUUGUUUGGUUGUUAUUUCAGGGAUUUGCCUGUAAUUAUAAGAAUGAAUACUUUGAGUUAUAUAAUUUAUGAGAAUCUUAAUUCAUGGAUUAGGGGUACCCACAAAGUCCAUGAAAAUUGAGCCCCCACAUUUCAUAAAUGAUUCCAAAAAAUUACUAUUUGUGACAAACGAGAAACCAGGGUCUCAAAUUAAAAGAUAUGAAAUGCUGAUUAAAAAAUCCUUAGCACACAGAAGUGAUACUGAAUUAUCAAUUUCCCUAUGAUGACAACCUUUGAAUUACCUGGUACUAACAUACAGAAACAAUCACUCAAUAAGGUUGAUAGCAAGUUCCUUUGUAAGGGAACAUCCUAAAUAUUAAUGUUUAUCAUAGGAUACCAUUAUCAUUAUGUGUAUUCUUCUUUUAGUUUUUAUUGAUGUAGAAAAUUUUGAAAUACAUAUAAUGUACCUUGACAUGAACAUGUAAUGUACUGUACUGGAUGUAGAAUAAGCAAACUAACGGUUGCAGUAUUGACUUAACUAUGCCAUGCUUUAAACAAAUGAUAAUGGAAGAUGGUUUAUUUAUUUUUUGCACAUAUUGUUUACUUUACAUUUGCUGAACAUAUUUUACCAUGCAAGUGCCAUGUAUGCUUUAUAUACUUAUUGAAGAGCAUGUACAAAUAAACAAGUUUGGAUU